AGGGGAGUGACGAGUUAGAAGGCUAGCCAUCUUGUAAUUGAAUAUGGAUUUUAGAUGUAAAUGAUGAUAUUGCAAGCUAGAUUGUAAUUGGAGAUCGUAUAAAUUCAUUUAGUGGAUUGUUAGUUUACAAGAGAUUUGAUUUGGAGAUUUUGAGGUUAAGUCAUGUGGACAUAGAAAAGAAAUUUUGAAAUAUCCGAUCUGAGUUAUGGGAUUGUCAGAUGUGAAUUGGAUAAGUUCCGAGCCUUGUGCAUUUGUGGGACCCACUCACGAGUGCACGGCGUCUGUCGCGCCUCGAAUUCGGGUUUUGGGGCGUGACAGAUAAAGGAUAAGGAGGAGGAAGUGGGGAAGUUAGUGAGAAAGGGGGGGGGAUUUGUUAAACAUCAUGGACCUCACCAGUGCACAAUGCAUAGAAGCUGCUAAGCUCUAUGGGCCAAGCACUUUAAGUGAAGCUGAAAUGGACAAAUUUUUGGGCGCUGCAGGAGGAGCAGCCAUCCCCAAGAAGCCAAGGAAGAAGUCAAGGACUUCAACCAAUCAAGUGGAUGGGGGAGGAGUUGAAAAGGAGGUCGUGCCUAGCAUUGCAAUCGAAGUGGAGGAGGACGAGCCGGAGCUGCAGUUGAAGAGGAAAAGUAUGGAGGAGAGAGAGGCACUACAGAAGAAGAAGAAAGUGAUGGAGGAGGAGGGGAGAGGAAGUGAGUUGGAGGGGGCUGAGGUACGAGCUCCUAGGAAAAGAAAGGGUCUUGUUCCCCCAUUAUCCUGUCAGAGCAGCCUGUUCGAGGCAAAGAACAUGACGGGGGCAAGAAGGUUUAUCAAUUCCACCUUCCCCGAAGUUGACAAGUGCCAAGCACGGGACGAGGCUCUGAGGAUCUCCGAAAGCGAGCGUGAGGCUCAGGCGAAGGAAAUAACGUUGAUGAAGGAUGCUUUCAUGGAGCUGAAAGAGAAUGUGCAGGUAAAGAAGGUGAAGGCUGAAUAUCCCGAAGUGGAUAUUACAAAGAUCACCUUUGGCGAGCAAGAAGAAGGAGUGGAGGAGAACGGUGAGAGCAUGUCAGCAGACUUUCAUCCUCAGAUCAAACUGAGGUGGGAGCAUGAUGCAGACGGACGUGCUGUUUUCCCUCCACAAUUCGACUUCGAGUUCGUUGCAGUGGAGGAAGAAGGGGCAGAGGUAGAGGAAGAAGAAGUGGAGGCAAGAGGGGAAGGAGCUGAAGUGGAUGAGAGCCAACCAAUUCCAAAAGUGGAGAUUCAUCCAGUUCCUUUUGACGAUAAGCAGCCUCCUCUGCCAGACGAGCAGCAGCCAACACAGCCACCUCUUCCAGCUGAGCAGGAGCUAGUGGAGCCACCUCCCCCAGUAGAGAAAUAAUUUUUGUUUUUUAAUUUUUGUAAAAACACUUAAACAAUUUCUAAUACUGUUAUUACGUUGAAUGAAAAUUCAUUUUUGAAGUCAUGUGUUUGUUUGUGUUUGCUUUACAUCUUUGGUAUUAUAUAUUGAUAGAAGAACUGAGAUUACUUUGGAUAUGUUAUAAAUGAAAGUUAAUCAU
Molecule: messenger RNA, 1532 nt
Organism: Rubroshorea leprosula
Lineage: Eukaryota; Viridiplantae; Streptophyta; Magnoliopsida; Malvales; Dipterocarpaceae
Source: the annotation of a GenBank genome assembly